AUGUUUAUCGCCAUAAUUUUACUUACGAUUCUUAUUUGUUUGAUUACAAUUUAUUUAUACAAAAUAAAAUCUUCCUAUGAUUAUUUUGUACGUCGAAAUAUUCCUGGUCCAUCACCUCAAUUCUUUUUUGGUCAUUAUUUAACAUUAUGGAAUGUACCAUUUUAUUCACGUCAAAUUCAAAAAUGGACUCAACAGUAUGGUAAUAUUUAUGGUAUAUUUGAAGGAAUACGUCCAGUAUAUGUUGUAUCUGAUGUUGAUUUUUUGCAAGAAGUUUUUGUUAAACAAUUUUCAUCAUUUCAUUCACGUCGACGACCGUUUAUCACACGUAAUUUCAAAGGUAAUCGAGGACAUUUAUUCUCUGCUCAAGCUGAUCAAUGGCGACGUCAACGGCAUGUUAUCAAUCCAACAUUUUCAGCAGCAAAAUUAAAAACGAUGACACCAUUAAUAAAUCAAUGCAUUGAAUCAUUCAUGAGUAAAGUAAAUGAUAUGAAUGGUGCAGAAUUUAAUAUCUAUACCUUGUACAAACGCAUGACUAUGGAUGUUAUAUGUCGUUGUGCAUUUGGUAUUGAUACAGAUAUGCAAAAUGAUAUAGACAAUAUUUAUAUGAAAAAAUCGAUUGCUUGCUUUGAAAUUGAUAUUGAAAAAUUAUUCAUUGUGAAAUUAUCGAAUGUAAUGCCAUUUCUUAUUCCAUUAUUAAGCCAAAUUUUUAGAUUUAGUCUUCUUAUGACUAGAAUAAAGCAAAAAUGGUUAUCGAAUAACGCAUCUAAAGAUGAUGAUAAGCCUGCAAUAUGGCUCAUCGGACGAUUAGAAGAAGUUCUAAAGAAAAGAUUGACAUCUGAAACUAAACGUACAGAUUUACUCCAAUUAAUGUUAGAUGCAGCAACAGAAGAUGAAAUUAAGGAUGAUACAUCAGAAGCAUUAUCAUCGAAAAAAUUACACUAUAAUGAAGUUGUUCUUAAUACUUUCUUAUUUAUGCUUGCUGGCUUUGAAACAACUUCGAAUACUUUAGCAUUUGCAACGUCUGCUUUGGCAACAACACCUCAUGUUCAGAACAAGCUACAAAUGGAAAUCGAUGAAAUAUGGAAUGAUGAUAUUGAUAAUCUUGAUUAUGAUAUUAUAGCUAACAUGACAUAUUUGGAUAUGUUUGUAAAAGAAGUUCUUCGAAUGUAUGGUAUAUCAACUCAGGCAAUUACUCGAGAAAGUAAUGCAUCAGUGAACAUUUGUGGUCAUCAGAUUGAAAAAGGUUGUGUGAUUUUACCAGAUGUUUAUUCAGUUCAUUAUGAUACUGAUAUUUGGGGUCCACAAGAUCCAAAAUUAUUUGAUCCUGAACGACACUCUGUAAAACGUCAUCCUCUUGCCUAUCUGGCCUUUGGUAUGGGACCUCGCAAUUGUGUAGGAAUGCGGUUUGCUCUGAUGGAAUUAAAAAUGUGUUUAGUACGUCUAUUACGUUCAUACACAGUUCAUCCUGGUGAGAAAUUUCAAGAAGGCAUGACUCUAACGGAAAAAUUUGUUAUUACGCCAGAAGCUAUCAAUAUUCGUUUGGAAAAUAGACAUCUAUAG
Messenger RNA from Adineta steineri, 1560 nucleotides. Lineage: Eukaryota; Metazoa; Rotifera; Eurotatoria; Adinetida; Adinetidae. The record is from the annotation of a GenBank genome assembly.